Symbiodinium necroappetens is the source of this 462-nucleotide messenger RNA. NCBI's taxonomy places the organism in Eukaryota, Dinophyceae, Suessiales, Symbiodiniaceae. The record is from the annotation of a GenBank genome assembly.
AUGUUGGAUUCGCACGAUGCAAGCAGCAGAUCGCUUCGCGUUCAGCUGACUCAACCGCAGAGCAGCUCUUUGGAACGUUUUGGCUAUGAGCCUCCACCUCGAGUGGCCUAUCCCCCCGUGAUCGAGUUCAUCAGGGGGCAAGCUUUCAAUGCAUUCAUAUUCGUCGUUUUCGCCGGGACGGCCAUUUGGAUUGGAGUCGCGUGGGUCCAGUUGGCCGAAGACAGCAGUGCAAAGAAAAACUCAAGUGGUGUGCCUGUGGAUUUGAUUCCACUCAUAAAGCUUCUUUCGGUGCCGCUGGUCUGUCUACUUUUCACUUGGUUUCAUGUCUGGCUGGCAUUGCAGAUGAAACUUGCCAUACAAAAGCCUUGCCUUUGCAGACGUGCAGCGCGUACAACUUUCUCUAUGUACCAGAUAGUAUUAUUUAGCCGUUGCAGACUCAUUGAACAAAUCUCGAUAGCUUAG